Molecule: messenger RNA, 2766 nt
Organism: Exophiala viscosa
Lineage: Eukaryota; Fungi; Ascomycota; Eurotiomycetes; Chaetothyriales; Herpotrichiellaceae
Exons: 2
Coding region: 1-2733 (910 amino acids)
Biological process (GO): carbohydrate metabolic process; fungal-type cell wall organization
Cellular component (GO): fungal-type cell wall
Molecular function (GO): glycosyltransferase activity; hydrolase activity, hydrolyzing O-glycosyl compounds
Source: RefSeq, a predicted model, not a curated record
AUGGCGAACUUUUACUUGCUUCAUGUAUUCCUGGCUAUCGGUGUCCUCUGUGCCAUCGCAGAGGCAGACUGCAAUCCCCUUGUGAAUGCCUCAUGUCCCGCCAUCCCGGGUUUGGCGACGAACACUUAUUCUGUUGAUUUCACUCAACAAACAGCUACUCCCUCAGAUUGGAUUCAAGCUGAAGGGGAGACGGUCAUUUAUGACAGCCAGAAUGGUGCCACUUUCACCUUCGCGAACCGCUAUGAUGCCCCCUACAUCUGGAGUCGAUUCUAUCUCUUAUUUGGUCACGUCGAAGUGGUCGUGAAGAUUGCCAAAGGAGAGGGAAUCAUCACUGCGGCGACUUUGCUCUCCGACGACCUCGAUGAGGUGGACUGGGAGUGGAGUGGCAACAAUUUUGAUCAAUCCAGUGGGCUGGUCCAGACAAACUAUUUUGGCAAAGGUGUUACGGGCAAUUAUGACAGGAGUACCACUGUAUCAGUCAGUGACCCGCAGGAUGAAUUCCAUACUUACACGUGGGAUUGGACCCCGAGUGCAUUGACAUGGUCUAUUGAUGGUACCAGCAUCCGCACUUUGACGAACAAUUACCAGACAACUGGCGAUUAUCAAUAUCCUCAGACCCCAUCCAGAAUUCAUCUUGGUGUUUGGGACGCUGGUGAUCCGGGCAACAACCCCGCGACCAUCUACUGGGGAGGCGGAACCACGAAUAUCAGCCUGGCUCCUUUCAGUGGUUAUGUCAAAUCUGUCAAGGUCACAACCUCGACCCCUUGUUCGAGCUACCAAUACCCGAACUUGUUCAAUGGGACUUAUGAGGAUGUGUUAUGUACAAAUCAGACCAUAAUUGUGCCAUGCACUUACUCAGUCGCCGCCGGAGACAAUGGCCAAACCAUUGCAGACAGCCUAGGCGUCACGUUGGACGCUCUGAUAGCUGCAAAUCCGAAUAUUGACUGGGAUUUGUUGAUUGUUGGUCAGACUCUCAAAGUGCCGGGAGGGGACUGUCCUACUUCUACCACAUCUACAACAAUGUCUACCACAUCCACAACCUUAUCAACCACAUCUACAACCCUUUCAACCACGUCACUAUCAUUCAACUUCGUGAAUACUUCUACCACGACUUCAAUGACCUCCAACACGACCCCCUCCAUGAUCUCCUCGAACACCUCUACUGUUAUAAUCACUACCACUGUCACCUCGUCUAUCAGCUUGACUUCAACUUCAUCAGCAGCCCCGUCUUCAGGCCCUUCUCAGACGGCAGUAGCCACAACAGCCUCCUCCGCAAGUCCUACCGCAGCACUCUCAACAUCUAACUCAGUUUCUUUGACCUCAGCCGCGCCCACAGUCACGACCGCAGGAACUCCCGCUGCUACUUCAACACAGUCUGCUACAUACUCUUUGUACACUGUGGUUGCUGGGGAUUACGGAUAUGAGAUUGCCUCCAAACUAGGUUGCAGCUUCGAUGCAUUGUCAGCUGUUAAUUCUGGUGUUGAUUGGGACAUGUUGAUGCCUGGACAGACAUUGAACAUUCCCUGUACUGUUUCGGGAGCGUCGAGCAUUGGUGCCACGGUUGUCUCUCAGCCUUCCGCCACUUCGGCCGCGGGGACUGGGUCUAUCUCCGCUUCAGGCCCGUCUGUGGUUUCCUCUAGUGGUCCGGGCCAACAGUCGCCUGCAGCUGCCGCGACCACAGGAGGUGUAUCUGUUGACUCAGCUUCAGCCGCUGCAACAACUCUACCGGAUUCUUCUCCAGCAGCGGCAACACAAUCCAACACUUCAAUACCUGGAAGUAUCCAGUCAUCAGCAGCUCCAACGGCUUUGUCGAACAUCGCGGACUCCAGCUCCACAUCUUGCACUACACUUCCCGCGGAUUCCCAGGCAGCAGCCACAAGCACACCAUACUGGUCAAACAGCACAGUGGCCAGCUCCUUCGUCGCCAGCAAUGCAACGAGUCUUUCAGUCAUGAGCUCAACUGCACCUACUAGUCCAACGGCUUCUGAUUUUGCAGCAGCUACUACCACAGUACUACCAGACGAUGACGACACGUCUGCUGCACCUACUUCUCAAUCUACAACCACUAUCAGUGGAACCACGGUGACAAGCACGAGUAGCUUGCUGAUGUCUUCCCAAACCACUUCAGACAUGGUCAGUCCCACCACACAGGCAGAUCUAGCAAACAUGGUCUGCAAUCAAGACAACUGCUUGCGCAACAUGAUGGACGCACGAUAUUCGUCGGCUAUGCUGUCUUUCUGUCCCACUUACACUAUUAUCACUUCUAAUCCCGCACCUCUUCCCACGUUUCUGGGAAACUGUGUUGGCGAUACUAGCAGAGUCAGCAGUGCUUGCAGCUGCCUAAUGACUAGCUAUGCGUCAUCUGAUCCCACCCCAACCAUUUCAAACAUGGUCAGUCCCACCACACCAGCAAGUUUAGCGAAGGUGGUUUGCAAUCAAGAUAACUGCUUGCGCAACAUGAUGGACGCACGUUACUCUUCGGCUAUGUUGUCUUUCUGUCCAAGUUACACUACAAUCACUUCGAAUCCUACGCCCUUGCCUACUUUUCUGGGAAAUUGUGUUAACAAUACAAGCAGAGUCAGCAGUGCUUGUAGCUGCUUGAUGACUAGUUAUGCGCCAACGAUCCAUGCAUCAUCAGAGACGCCAGCAAUGACAGCUGCAGCCAUGCAAGGAGGAAGUGGGUCAUUGAGGUUAAAGCGAACACCGUUGAGGUGGGAGCGUGCUCUUGUUUAGGAUAUAGCAUUUCAGGCGUUAGGUAAAAUGAGU